CCGGGCCAGUCUCUCAGUGUUCACUCUCGUCGACAAUGGGAAACGGCGUGAUAAUGGCGCGAAACACCACUUGACUGGAAGGCAAGCGGUGCGACGCGUUUCACCGCGACCAUGCGAACGAAUCGUUUCGCGUUCUCGGGAAUCACCGUCUCACGGAAAUCGCGGAAGAUCGACGUUUCCUCAAUUCUGACCUCGCCGAGCCUAUUCCUCAUGAAUGCGUACGUCACUUGGUGGAAGUAAGAUCUCGGGAACAGCAGGAACAAUGUACGGCAUGCUGUUGGAGAGUGUCCAGCACUUCGUGCAGUUAGAGUAUGGCGAGGAUGUGUGGCUUCAGCUCCUGGAAAGAGCUGAUUGCAAGCAUAUGGUUUUCAACACGCGGCAAAAGUAUCCCGACGAGCUCAUGACGAAUUUAGCCGCUGCGUUGGCUGAAUUCAACGGCCAGUCCGUGGAGGAUGUAAUGCAAUUCUUUGGGAAGUGUUUCGUCCGAUUUUUUAGCAACUUAGGAUAUGCCUGCAUGAUAAAAGCCACUGGCCGCUAUUUUUGUGACUUUCUACAAAGCGUCGACAAUAUUCACAUGCAGAUGAGAUUCACGUACCCAAGAAUGAAAAGUCCUUCCAUGUACACCACACACGUCGACCCACAAGGUGUAGUGUUGGUUUAUCGAAGCACUAGGAAAGGAUUUACGCAUUAUCUUAUGGGUCAGCUGUUCCAAAUAGCAAAAGAGCUGUACGAAACAGAUUUGGUCAUACGAGUAUUAGGAAGUUCGAACAAUAUCCCUGGGUCCAGAAGCGUAAUGGUUAAAUUCCGCAUCGAUUUCGACAAUCGUGAAUACAUCGCGAAGAACAACAGUAUGAAAACUCCGCUUGGCCGUGAAUUGGCACCGGUGUCAAUCUCGUUCCUCUUACGCCUUUUCCCGUUUGGAGUGGUAAUCAACAAGGAUAUGAAAAUAUUGGGGGCCGGUGAUAAAUUGCUGCAGGCAUGGGGCGGCAGUUCGUCCAUCUUGAACAAACACGUCACGGAUGUUUUCAAAGUUCGCAGGCCUAAAGGGAUAUCUUUCACGUGGGGAAACGUGAUGUACUUGCAUUCGGUUCAGUUUGAACUGGAGUUGAUCAGAUUAAACGAUAACGAUCCUUCGUCAAACUCAGACAAUACGCCGAGCACCAGCUCCGGAUUGGAUAGGCGAGGCAGUCAAGGAGCUAGAAGCAUACUACUGAAAGGUCAGAUGAGAUAUAUCGAGGACCUUAAAGCAAUUAUUUUCCUGUGUAGUCCCCUCCUAGACGAGUUGCUUAACAUGGGACUGUACCUGAACGAUCUAAACCCCCAUGGCUUGAGCCGUGAGUUAGUACUCGCCGGAUGGCAACAUUGCGGAAGAUUAGAGAUGAUGUUCGAGAGAGCCGAGCAAAGAUCGACCGAAUUGGAGAACAGUUACGCGUUAUUGGAUCGCUGGAAGAAUAAGAGUGACGAGCUUUUGUAUUCCAUGAUCCCGCAGACAGUUGCUGAUCGAUUGCGUGCUGGAGCUAGCCCUUUGAGCACCUGCGAGUCAUUCGAGUCAAUCUCCGUGCUGUUCUGCGAACUUUGCGACCUGGACUAUUCGACGAUCGAGGGCGCGAUGGACAUCGUCUCGUCGAUGAACGCUGUUUACUCCUGUUUUGACUCGUUGAUGGAUGAAUUUAACGUGUACAAAGUAAGUGUCGCGUGUAAUUCGAACGGACCACUUUCAUCGCGUCGAGAACAAAAGGAACAGGGACAGAGUAAUCCCGAUACUUCUAUAGAUCUCUUUCGCAAGAUAUUUGAUCUUUACGACUCUCAACAGGUGGAAACUGUUGGCCGGGUUUAUAUGGCAGCCAGUGGUGCACCGGAUAGAACGGAAAAUCACGCGCAAAACAUCGCAGACGUAUCGUUGCAGCUGCUAAAACACGUUCGAUCCCUUAAGUUACCCUCUGGCGUUGAUAUCCAAAUUCGUAUAGGUAUUCAUUCUGGACCAGCUGUGGCAGGUGUAGUUGGCAUCAAAGUACCUAGAUAUUGCUUCUUCGGUGACACUGUGAAUACCGCUUCCAGAAUGCAAACAACUAGCCUGCGGCUCGAUCAAUCUGUCAAUAUCAAUUAUUUUCAACGUUUUCACGGUCACACAGCCGGGCAAAGUACACAUCUCGUCGGAUGCGAAAGCGUUAUUACCACCGGAUCGCUAUCGCGUUGAAUCGCGCGGAUUGGUUUGGGUCAAGGGAUUCUUGCCCACCGUGUCGUAUAAUUCGCUGGUUUACUGUUCCGAGCAGGGUAAGGGUAACAUGGAAACUUAUUGGUUGUCCGACACAGUAGCAACGGACGUUAAAUCAACGGAGCAACAAGCUAAACCGGAAGGACUACUAGUCACUGAUAUUUAG
This is a messenger RNA of Heterotrigona itama, 2381 nucleotides long. Lineage: Eukaryota; Metazoa; Arthropoda; Insecta; Hymenoptera; Apidae. The record is from the annotation of a GenBank genome assembly.